Messenger RNA from Vanessa atalanta (red admiral), 4208 nucleotides. RefSeq names its product transcription factor E2F2 (gene E2f1). Gene Ontology annotation, biological process: regulation of transcription by RNA polymerase II. Gene Ontology annotation, cellular component: RNA polymerase II transcription regulator complex. NCBI's taxonomy places the organism in Eukaryota, Metazoa, Arthropoda, Insecta, Lepidoptera, Nymphalidae. The record is from RefSeq and is a predicted model, not a curated record. Bases 395 to 1867 code for a protein of 490 amino acids. Gene Ontology annotation, molecular function: DNA-binding transcription factor activity, RNA polymerase II-specific; RNA polymerase II cis-regulatory region sequence-specific DNA binding; protein dimerization activity. The transcript has 10 exons.
GCGUCGCUAGGGGUUGCUUGGUUUGUACGGCCGCUUCGCGCCUGCGCGCGUAGUUCGCGCCACUGCUACGUUGCUUGCAAGCCAGAUGUUCUGAAAAGCUUCCUGUCGUCGUUACAUUGCUCUGCAUUUUUAUCUAGAUAUAAAAUGUGGACUAGGAUUAUUUUAUUAUUUUAUACUAUGAGUGAAGUAUCCAGUGUAUAAUUUAAUAUGUGUUUAGUAGAUUGUGUCGUUUAAUUGAAAGUUAUCGAGCGUCUCGAUGUCCACGAGUUCACUCGAGACCAACAAAGCGGCGGACAUUUUAUUUUGAGUACUCGAUAAUGUAGCGUUUGCGUCGAAAACAUUAAAUGUCGUUUUAUGGUUCUGUAUUUGGAUAUCGUUCGCUUACACCUUUCCGAUGCCGAGGGGGGUGAAGCGAGGGCCGGCGGAGGGCGAAGCUGAGGUGGUAGUACGCGUCGGAGCAUCUCCGUCGCACACAACACUCUUAGAUGACAGCCCCAGCCAGCCCAUCAGCUACCACCUGCUCGACCAUGGCUACGGUGCCACGCCUCAACACCAGAUUCGGCGGGAGGCGCCCACCGCACCGCCGAAGACUUCAGAAGCGGUGAAACGAAGACUGAACCUGAGCGAGAGCAGUUCGGGCAGCCAGGGUCACGUGGUGCCCAUGAAAGCUGACUUCAAGACGCCGAAGCAGAAACGCGUCAAAGUCCUUACUCCCUAUAGUCGCCCGUCCAGUUCUAUGAAAAAAUACACCGAACGUUCCAGGUUUGACACAUCAUUAGGUCUAUUAACAAAAAAAUUCGUAGCACUCCUCAAGUCAUCACCCAACGGUGUUCUCGAUCUUAACAUAGCGGCCGAGCACCUCUCGGUUCAGAAACGACGAAUAUACGACAUCACAAACGUAUUAGAGGGUAUAGGAAUAUUAGAGAAAAGAUCGAAAAAUAAUAUACAAUGGAAGUGUGGCGUGGGCGGCGCGGGCGGCUCAGGCGAGGAGGCGCGCGUGCGGCGGCUGCGGCGCGAGGUGCGCGCGCUGGGCGGGCGCGAGGCGCGGGUGUCGCGCGCCGUGAGCGCGGCCGAGCAGGCGCUGUCGCGGCUGUCGGCGGAGCACGGCGCGCGCGCCUACAUCACCUACGCGGAUCUACGCUCCAUCAAAGACUUCCGGAACCAAACCGUCAUACCCAUCAAGGCGCCCCCGGAUACGAGGCUCAGUGUACCACAUCCAGAUGAGAAAGGCUAUAUGAUUCAUUUGAAAUCUAUGUCUGGAGAAAUAGAAGUCUACCUCUGUCCUAAAGAAAGACCACCAACACCUCCACCCUCAUCAGGGCUUUUACCAUCGGAUCCCUUACUCGAAGACAACAAGGCUCUGUUGGCUCCGCUCAUAGCACAAUUGCAGUCCAUGCCCUCCAGUUCAAUCACGGCUGCCUUUACGACACCCAUAAAGCGCGAGCCGGCGUCCUCGUCGUCGUCGUGGUCGCGCAGCCUCGUGGUGCGCUCGCCGUGCGUCACGGACCCCACGCUGCCGCUCGCCGCGCCGCGCGCCGCGCCGCCGCCCGCGCCCGCGCACGCGCCCGCGCACGCGCCCGCGCCCUCCCCCGCGCCCUCCCCCGCGCCCUCCGCCUCGCCGCUGCUCUCCACACCCGACAGCAACGGCGCGCGCGGGCGCCUGCGCAACGCGCUCAUCGCGGACAGCGACGACUUCGCGCCCAUCAUGGGCGGCGGCCGGUUCCAGCUGCAGACCGAGGACCAGGAGUCAGAGCCGUUGGAGCUGGAACCGUUCCUGGCGCUGGAGCCGCCCAUGUCGGCGAACGACUACGGUUUCUGCCUCGACCACGACGAAGGCUUGUCGGAACUUUUCGACUUCGAGUUCUAGUGACGUUCGUGUGAGCUCCGUGCGCGGGCCGCAGUGACGCGUGUGUGUGACGUGACGAAAUGGUGCCACGAUGUACAGUUUACUAUAACAUACAGCCGAGCUGAAGUUACAUUAUUGAACCGAUAAACUAUGCACAAACGAGUCGCGAGAAAAGUACGCUUAAAUUGUACAUUUUAAAAGAAUGUUUUUUUUUUAUCGGCCAUGAAUAAAUGGUGGUGUACAUGCAAUAUAUAACAUCGAAUCUGCAAUAGAAAUGUCAUGGAAAUUCGAAGUAAUUACGGUGACAUGAAAUUUCUAAGUAUUUGUUACAUGUUUUUUUUAAAUCGAAUUGAUAUAAAAAAUUGUGUGAUUUAGUAGUGACUAUAAAAUGAAUGAUGAAAUGCUAAGCAACAUAAAAAAAGUCUAGGAUGCUAUGGUAUUCUACGGCAGAAUUUGCAAUGACAGUACAUUUAGAAAUGAGCAUUUUAUCAUGUUAAUAUAUUCACAUGUAAUAUUUUAUGUAUGUGUAUGUAAAAUCGUAGUAGAGUAACAUAGCAUCGAAUGAUUUAAAUUUAUUUUGUCAAACAUACCUCUUACAUUACAUGACAGGCCGGUAAUCAAAGGGAGGAUGGGAGGUUGGGUGGUGCCGCCCGCUCUGUACAUAUUACGAUAUAAUGAAUGGUGAUAUCUUAGCGGCCUUCGAUUUACUUGUAAAGCUAGUUCUAAUUACUGUUUAUCACUAGCGAGAGGAUACGGUUUGCGAAGAUAAAUCUGUUGCGAUUUUAUUUUUGGUGGGAUGCACUCAAAUCGAAUAAAAUUUGAUAUAUUAUAGCUGCAACAAAUUGAAUUUAUCGAAGCUGUGUCCCAUCGCCGCUAAAUGUGUCCGUUUCCUUAAAACCGUCGUUUGCCAAAUAUUUAGUUGAUAAAUAUAAUGUUUCCUCAUCUUAUUUAAGCUUCAUUUCUUUUAGUUUUCAUUGUAAAUAGACCCGAGUGGGAUGGUCGGUGAGAGGCUAACAUGUAUCCUGUUGCAGUAUUGUUUCAAGUGUGUGUGCCCAAAGUGCAAAGCUAAUUAGUGACCUUAAUGUGGAAGUACGAAUCACGCAUCGCUCGUCACCAUCCCCUCUGAGAAAUAGUGUACAGCACAAAUUCCAUUGUAAAAAUCUAUACAUAAGUGCAUAUCAAAAUAAAAUUAACGUUAGAUAAUAUAAUUUAAAAGCACGUAGGCGUUUUGAGUGUGGUUCAGGCGCGGUGCGAUGUGAGAUGGAACCUGUUCGGUUGUAAUAGCGACAAAUAUUAAUUUAAUUAACAAAAUCCCUUAUUUAUAUGUUCCGUAUGGGUUCCGUAAUAGAGAAGACUGCAUUAAAUAUAUCGUGAGAAAAAUUAUUCUAAUGUUACGAUCUUUGUACGUGUGAAACCGUACAUGUAUUGUAUUGAUUUCUUAGAAUUAGCCGAGUCGGUACUGAUUCGUUCCUUUGAUUUAAAAUUAAUUUUAAAAUUAUCUCUGAUAGAGAUAUACAAUAGAAGAUACGGUAAUUGAAAUCUUAAUUAAAUAAAUGAAAUAUAAAAAUGAAUUUUAGGCGCUUUUUCAAUUAUUGUUAAUGAUUAAGUUUUAUUUUCUUGGUUUGAUAGGUUUUUUUGAAUGUUUAGUUAUUUUAGCGAGUCGAUAGAAACAUAACCUUUGAGAUAAUAUACCUUAAAAGUAGCGUUUCUGUCGACGGUGCUACCUAUUCUUUAAGUUUAUAAAUGUUGAAAAAUGUUACAAAAUCUAUCACUUAAAGUUACCUCGUAGUCAACGAAAAUAUAACAUCUUGAGAGCGAACAACGCCAGUAGAGUUUUUGAAUUUUCUGUUUUGAAGUUUUUUUUAUGAAAUUGUUUAUGACACAAAUUCUGGGGCCAAAACAAACGAGAAAAGGAAGUACAAAUUAAUCAAAAUUUUUCUCGUAAUUUAGUUUAAGGUUUCUACACUUCUUUCAUGGUUUAUCAUUGAUUAAUUCUUAUUUAAAAUAAAAAAAAAUCACCACAUUAUCAAUCCAUUGUUAUUUAUAAUUCUUUGCCUUAAGAUUGUAAAAUUGUUUGCCCUUGUAUUUAUUUUUUAUUUUUGCACCACACAAAUGUCGAAGAUGUAAAUUGCAUAACCACACCAUAUAAUUGGUUAUUUCAUCAAUCAAAAUAAUUGUAGGUACUGCGUAAUCGUUUUUUUGCACUUGUAGCGUACAGCUGAUAAUGUUAUUUGUAAAUAAAUUCAAUGGUAAAUUCUAGAUUGCAAAGUGAACGUAAUAAUUAACUUAAACUUAUUACCAAAAUUGAGACAAUUACAAACGAACAUUCUGCAAAUUAUGCAUGAUAAUAAAAUUGUAUAUC